Triticum dicoccoides is the source of this 1163-nucleotide messenger RNA. RefSeq lists its product as uncharacterized. NCBI's taxonomy places the organism in Eukaryota, Viridiplantae, Streptophyta, Magnoliopsida, Poales, Poaceae. The transcript has a single exon. The coding region runs from base 117 to 1163 and encodes 348 amino acids. The record is from RefSeq and is a predicted model, not a curated record.
GUGGUCCGAGGAUUUACGUGAACAGGCCACGUGAAGAAGCUGCUGAGCAAUUGGUACGCGACUAUUUCUGUGAUGAUCCUACCUACAAGAAGAAGGUAUUUCGUAGAAGAUUUCGGAUGAGAAGGCCCCUUUUCGAGCGUAUCAUACAUGCACUAGGAGAGUGCUCUCCAGAGUUCACGCAAAGGAAAGAUGCUCUUGACCGUGAUGGACUAUCUCCAUUGCAGAAAUGCACAUCAGCUAUUCGCCAAUUGGCAUAUGGUACUCCCGCUGACGCUCUCGAUGAGUACCUGAAGAUUGCCGAGUGCACAUCAAUUAAGUGCUUAAAGUUGUUCGUCAAAGGCGUGAUUCAUAUAUUUGGUGAUGAGUAUAUGCGAAAACCCAAUGUCAACGAUGUGCAGCGCUUACUUGAUAUUGGAGAGGGUCGUGGGUUUCCUGGCAUGUUAGGAAGCCUCGACUGUAUGCACUGGCGUUGGGACAAAUGUCCCAUGGAGUGGAAGGGACAAUUCACCAGUGGGUAUAAAGGCGUCCCUACUCUUAUUCUAGAGGCGGUUGCUUCUCAUGAUCUUUGGAUAUGGCAUGCAUUUUUUGGUGUUGCUGGAUCCAACAAUGACAUCAACGUGCUUAAUCAGUCAACGUUGUUCCUUGAGCAACUGAAAGGGCAAGCUCCUCGAGUGAACUAUAAUGUCAACGAGAAGGAAUAUCAACUUGGUUAUUACCUUGUAGAUGGAAUAUACCCAGAGUGGGCAGCAUUCGUGAAGUCGAUACCUAUGGCUCAAACAGAAAAACAGAGGUUGUUUGCUAAACAUCAAGAAGGUGCAAGGAAGGAUGUGGAACGUGCAUUUGGUGUGCUCCAGGCGCGAUGGUCUAUUUUACGGCGCCCGGCACGUUUAUAUGACCGGGGCGAUCUCCAUCAUAUUAUGUUAGCCUGCAUCAUUCUACACAACAUGAUAGUUGAGGAUGAAAAAGAAGAGGCGGGGAAUAUGCUUGAUUUGAAUGAGGAAGCAGGCUCAUCAAUUGUUUUCCCAUCAGUAUUUACUCAUGGUGGCAUGCCAAUAUUUGCCAAGGUACUUCAAAGAGAUGCUAGAAUUCGUAAUCGUCCGAUGCAUAAGGCUCUAAAAAAUGAUUUGAUUGAGCAUAUAUGGAGAAAGUUUGGGCGACGAUAG